Molecule: messenger RNA, 5965 nt
Organism: Helianthus annuus (common sunflower)
Lineage: Eukaryota; Viridiplantae; Streptophyta; Magnoliopsida; Asterales; Asteraceae
Exons: 12
Coding region: 869-4087 (1072 amino acids)
Source: RefSeq, a predicted model, not a curated record
UCUCCUUUGGGCGGCCAAAGUUUUUCAUUUAACUUUUGAAAUCCCGCUCAAUCUCAUUUGGGCGGCCAAAGCAUCAUUUUAGUGCCUUUUCAUUUGGAGAGAGAGAGAAACUGAGAACCAGAAAGAGAGAGAAAGUGCAGGAGAAAGAAAGAAAGAUGGUUCCUGGCUAGCCCUAUGAAUUGAAGAUUUGGAUUAAACCCUAAACGAAACACGGCAAUUUAUGUAAAGCCUAGCGAUUGAUUUCUGUCAUUCUAAUUAGGUUACCACAUCACGAAAUCAUUAUCAGCCUCCUCUCUUCCUAACUGCGUUUGAUUCCUUUCAAAACCCUAGCUGUGUUCGAUUCCUCUCUGCUAUUCAUCGACCCAGAUCUGGAAUUUUAAUUCACAUCCAUCAGUUUUUUGCUUAAUUCGCAUAUAUAGGGUUCGUGGUUGAUUAUGUUAUGCAAAUGGAUUAGUCUUCAGGUUCGGAUUUAGAUUACUUAUUCAAACUGUUGGUGAUUGGGAAGGAGAAUCUCUAGAGAAGGUAGAGGUGGUGUUAUGAACCAUAUUAGUAUACCAGGGCCCAUCAUAGCAGCCCGUUUAAGGAGCCCAAUAAGAGAGCAGGUGUGGUUGUCUUGAAGGAAAAGUUACUGCGGAAUAUAAGGCAUGAGAGAUAGAACGAUUGGGGAGGAAAAGAUUGUUUAAGCUACUUGAGGGUUCUUCUUCCCAUCUCCAUUGUUCUUCUUCUGUGUUCCCAUCUUCUUCUUAUAUUUAGUUGUAAUCCUAUCGGUUAAUCAAUUCGAGAUCUACCUUUAUUCCUGAUUUGAUUAUUUCUUAGCUGAGUGAAUAUCAAUUCACUUCAUUGGUGCUUUCAUUGCUCCUUAGCACAUAUGGCUUUGGAUGAGGAUCUGCAAUUGAAUCAAUCGCUUACCCUAAUUGAACGCCAUGCUCUGCUUGAGGAGAUCUACAAUCAACUGGCACAGUUUCCGAUUCCACCUCCAAUUGAGCUUAACGAUUUACCAGAUGAUGUGUUAUCUGCUCCGGAAUUAAGUAUGUACGAUCCGGCACCACUUUUACCUCGAUUCACUGGUGCACAUCCAAAUAAAUGGCUCGCAUAUGCUGAAAGGUAUUUCACGUUUUAUAAGAUUCAUAACACCGAGCGAUUUCCUUAUGUGCUCAAUUAUUUCUAUGAUGAGGCAGCAAUGUGGUUAAGUUUGUAUCAAUUCACGGAAUGGUCGGAUUUCAUAGUGUCUCUUAAUCACCGAUUUGGUUAUCCGGUGGACGCUCUCCAGGUAUUUGAUGAAAUGCCUGAUCGUAUUGAACUUCAAAUUGUCAGUUCUGUUCAUGAAACCAUAGAUGAUAUGGUAUUAGAAAUCCAAACCGACUCAAUGGUUGAUGUUCAUGCGUCACUAGAAGUAACGGAUUCUCAAAUGGAUAUAUCAGAUUAUAUAUUUGUGCUUGAACGUGUUAAACCUUAUCUAAAUAUAGUCUUGGCAGAUGUACCAAAGGAGAAUGAUAUGGUAGAAACCAAUGUAGGUAAUGAUGAUUCUUUAGUUGAUUCAAUGGUUAUUAACUCCUUUGCAUGGAAACCAGGUUGGGUUGCGAAUCAUGUUCAAGUAUCUCCUAGGAAAUUCGUUCUCCCUGCUGUCAGUACACUUAAGUUUCUGUUUGAUAAUUUUGCUAUGGUAAUUGCUAGUUUCAAUUCUCCUUUUGGUGGUAAAUUGCAAGAAACAGAUUCAGGUUUUGUUCCUACACCACCCACUGUUACAAUUGUUUGUGAAAAGCAUAACACUAUUGGUACUUUGGGUCAUCUGCUAUCUGGUUCGUAUUUUGGGCCUGACGGGUUAAGGAGGACCUUUAGUUUUGAUCCCGGUCCGAAUAGUAUUUGCACGACUCUAUGUUUGAUGCCUUCCAUCAGAAACUCACAUCCAGAUCCGCACAAACCUAAAUUCUCGACGCCUUCAAAUGCCUAUUUCGAUCCUACUCGUGCGGGUUGUCAUGAUGUGCUUCUGUGUGCGAAUGGCUCUAUUCAUCAAAUUACUUCUAGUGCUGAUGUGAUUUUAGCUAUACGAGGAAUUUCAUCCGUUGUAAAUGGUUCAGCAGUGCCCGUUCUUCCUGAGAUUAGAGAUGAUUCACUUAGGCCGGUUAAUACUCGGUUGUCAAAGCAGCGAAUGCUUCAAUUUCAUGCAGUUGCAACAAAUGCGCAUGUGAAGCAUUGUCCAAAGGAUCCUAUUUCUUUUUAUCCUUCUACACAGGUGAGCCUAAGAGAUGGCACUGCAUUGGUUGGUGGGCUUAUGUCUAAUAUUGCAAUAUUUUUACCCAUUAUACCAUUGGUUCCCAGUUACACUUCUGAGCUUUGCCCAACUUCUAUGACAAUUUUAUUUGCGCAAAAAUAUUCACGGUCUAGUAUGGGAGUUGUUAUGCAAAAUCAUCGGCUUAGUAUUAGUAAAUUGGUUCUUCUAUUUCAAGUGGACGAUAAACGCAUUCGUUGGAAAGGAGGGACAUUACCUAUAAUUCUUGUUUUAGAUUCAGAUGAUGUGGUGUUUGAUGUGUGGCACGUAUAUGAUCUGAACAACAAUCGGUCUGACAUAAUAAUUGCAAUCGGACAUGACCAAUUUACAUGGGCUCCCCAACCCAGCUCUGCACCUAAGUUGUUUAUUUUGGAUACUGAUCCGGAACCACCCGAUCCGUAUACACUUUUCCCUUCCGAUUCUAUUCCGUUUCAUUUUUAUAGGGAUAUUGUGAUGCUUAAACCAAUUUGGAAAGCUUAUAGUGUUGUUGGUUCCUUGCUUCACGGCUCGCACAACUGGUUGUUUGAUACAAUUACACUGGUUAUUACACAUUUCGAAUGGAAACCGGGUUGGCAAUGCGAUUCAGUUGGCUCAGUUGCAAAAUUGAAGGAAGCAAUUGGUUUAACCGAGUAUUAUUGUUUCAACUACAAACGUGCUACUGAUGUUAUAGCAGCCCAACAAUUGGUUCAGACUUGUUAUUUCGUUCGUAUGAUUCAAAACUACAUUUUGUCAACAAGUGAAAAUGUGAAGAUAUCUAAUUGGGUUCAUAUGAUCAUCAUCCAUUACAAGGGUAUGGAAAUCAUAAAAGUAACAGUUAGUCAACUUAUGGAUCAUGUGGAAUGUGAUGAAAUAUUCUAUAUUAAGAAUAGUUUAUUGUUGAAGUCUUUCAUGCAAUCAAUUUUAAAGAUUCCACCUGGUUGGAUUGAAGCUGCAAAUACAACACAACACAACGGGUUACAUGUGCAGUCAACAAGAGUUAGUUUCCCAUUUAAUGCUUUAGAGGUGGAAACUUUUCUUAAGGUGGAUCAUAUUGGGUUUCCUUACAGUGCACAAAUGUUAAUGAGGUGGGUUUUGAUAGAAUUAUAUAAUUUGCAUAGAGAUGCUCAACAUUUGCAAUAUAUUGUUAGCCUUUCAAGUAGACGAAUUUUGCUGCAUUAUAGCUCUCCAUUUGAUUGUCUUAACGAAGCUGAGAAACGACCCGUCUUGAACCACCAUGAAGUUGGACAUGUUGCGGGAUUACACCGUUUGGAGCAAACCGACCCGUUUAAUGUUCUACUUCUUCAAUUAUUACCAACUCCGUUUCCCAGUACAACGACACACUCUACGGUUAGCCGUCACAUUAGAUACGGGUCUGCGUUUCUAUUUCGCCAACUUCUUGGUACGCUUUCCCCUCGUUUCUACAACCCACGUAUUACUAUUACCCAAAUGGUUCAUGAACUGACACCAUUUGCAGCUCUUUAUGGGCAUAAGCCACCCAACAUAAAUUAUUUUUUCCCAAACCCAUGGCACGUUAAUUGGAAACAUGAUCCUACUGACUUCAUUAUCCUCAAAGUUGCUACCUCGGGACAAGAAAAAAGGGGUCCUCUGGGUUUAUUUGAGCUGACUUGCAUCAGUGGGUCCACCAAACAAGCACAUGAUAAAGGUUUUCUUAGAUUACCAAGUUUGGUUCAACCCGACCCGUUUGGCAAUUUAUUUCACCUUGAGGACAAGGUGAAUGUAAAAGGGGGGAGUAAUGUUAUGAACCAUAUUAGUAUACCAGGGCCCAUCAUAGCAGCCCGUUUAAGGAGCCCAAUAAGAGAGCAGGUGUGGUUGUCUUGAAGGAAAAGUUACUGCGGAAUAUAAGGCAUGAGAGAUAGAACGAUUGGGGAGGAAAAGAUUGUUUAAGCUACUUGAGGGUUCUUCUUCCCAUCUCCAUUGUUCUUCUUCUGUGUUCCCAUCUUCUUCUUAUAUUUAGUUGUAAUCCUAUCGGUUAAUCAAUUCGAGAUCUACCUUUAUUCCUGAUUUGAUUAUUUCUUAGCUGAGUGAAUAUCAAUUCACUUCAGGUGGCAAAGGAAACUAGGGUUCCGGUGAAUAUCAAAGCCGAGUAAGGUCAUUACAGCUUGAAUUGUGGCAUAUUAUUGGUCCGUGUGGGCUUUCCUGGUGACAUCUUGCGCUCCAAACCUGUUGGUCUGCAGUACCAGAGUACAUGAAAACUGAAUGGCGUAUGGUUGCUCUCUAUAUUGUGGUUUUGUUUGUGUCUUGCAGGCUGCUGUGCUGCUGCAUUUCAUAUGAUAGGAGUCCUAGCAUGAGCCGAAAUUGAAGGAGAUUGCUAAUUUGUUAGCCUGCAAAUGGUAUCUAAAAAUGCUUUUUUGUUUACCGACGGUCGCCUCGAGUACAUGGAACCGGAAAAUGCUUUGUUAUCCUCUCGGUUCUCCCUCAGACUUUCAGCUACUGUCGAGAAAGGUUUCGUUAGAGCAGAGACUAUGGCAUAUAACGAUUUUGUUGCUGAAUCAGCUGCAAGGGAGAAAGGACUUGUAAGUUGAUUUUCUAAUCUAAAUCUCUGUAGCUUUGCUUUUGAUGUUUUCUGUUAAAAGUAAUGUGCUCAUGAAGCUUUAAUUCUUUAAUGUUUUUGGUUAUAUGAGAACUAGCCAAUAAUCAUAACCACUAAAAGGAAACAGGUCUCAAAUAAAUAACAAAUCAUGUUCAUUGGUUCGAAUUACAUAAAGUAAUUUUUUUUGUCCAUAUUCUUUUUUUUGGUUAUAUGAAUUAAUCAGAUUCAGAAUAGGCUUUAAAUGGGUCGAAUGAGUCAUACUUGUUCAUAUUAUUGACACACAUGUGGAUCAUCUUGAGGAUGUUGUUACUAAACUUGAGACUGAGCUUGAUUCUGUAGAAGUUGAUUUGGAUAAAGGUGGCUUUUCUUUAAAGAGACAAUUGUUGGAUGACAGAAGAUUUCCAAAAAUGCAUCUAGAAUUGCAACGCCUUCUGCAGGUGAUUGCACACGGGGAACAAGUGUUCCCGGGGGUGAAAGAAAAGUGUUCCGUAAAAGAUUGGUUUGGAAAUGAAGACAUCAUCACUUGAAGAGUUGAUUGGUCGACUCAGACGACUAAAGGAGAAUGUUGGAUUCAUAAGCAAUCGUGUGACAGCUGUCCAAGCGGGUCUCGACAGCUGGCAGGCUGAACAAAUCAACAGAAAACUAUACUGCCUGUCUUUCCUCUCCAUCAUAUUCCUUCCUCUAUCCAUCAUCACAGGAGAGGGAGAAGAAUCACUUAAAAUGGUCGGCGGGACCUUGAUCAAGUUGCUGGGCGAAUUGUUGUUGCUGUUUGAUUCCAGUUAGGUGAUCCUACGCGGCAAAAAAAUGGGGCUAACGUUCAUGAAACUCUUUAGUCGGCCGUUUGCCAAGAAGAUGUGGAUCUUGAUGCAGCUGGUAAGACGACCAUUUUGUACAAGCUCAAGCUUGGUGAGAUCGUGAUGACGAUUCCUACCAUUGAUUUCAGGCUCAUGUUGGAAAUACAUAGCAGGAACAGGGUAAUCUUUCAACAUCAAAGAAGUUAUGAUUCUUACACAAUACUAUCUUUAAUUGAUGUCAUGGGGCGUACACUUUCUUUAUCUGAUGUUGGAUAAUACGCCAGAAUCUUUAUUGGUGUUUAGUGACAUUAUUGUACACGCCUGUGGCACUUGUGAUUGUGAUUCUGAUGAAUAAUUAACGCAUAUUAGUUA